Myodes glareolus (Bank vole) is the source of this 2736-nucleotide messenger RNA. RefSeq names its product MYC target 1 (gene Myct1). The record is from RefSeq and is a predicted model, not a curated record. Lineage: Eukaryota; Metazoa; Chordata; Mammalia; Rodentia; Cricetidae. Gene Ontology annotation, cellular component: nucleoplasm.
UCUAUGUAAACACAAGUAUAUGUGGGGUGUUGCGUGAAAAUUAGCUUUCUCUUGCUGAGCCACAAAGGCAUAGGCUCAAACUGCUUGUUUUGGACACGCUGGCUUCUUCUUUUUCUUGUGGACAUUAUGGCCAAUAACACAACGAGUUUAGGGAGCCCGUGGCCAGAAAACUUUUGGGAGGACCUAAUAAUGUCCUUCACUGUAUCCGUGGCGAUUGGACUUGCCAUCGGAGGAUUUCUCUGGGCGCUUUUCGUGUUCCUGUCUCGCAGAAGAAGAGCCAGUGCGCCCAUCUCCCAGUGGAGUCCCACCAGGCGACCCAGGUCUUCCUACAGCCAUGGCCUCAACAGAACUGGAUUCUACCGCCACAGUGGCUGUGAGCGCCGCAGCAACCUCAGCCUGGCCAGUCUCACCUUCCAGAGACAAGCGUCUCUGGAGCUGGCCAACUCCUUCCCCAGGAAAUCGAGCUUCAGGGCUUCAACUUUCCAUCCCUUCCUGCAAUGCCCACCGCUUCCGGUGGAAACCGAGAGUCAGCUGAUGACCCUGCCUGCCUCCACCGCUCCAUCCGCCAUCAGCACCCUGCACAGUCCGAGCAGGCCAGACUUCCGCUGGUCCAGCAACAGCCUGCGGAUGGGCCUUUCCACACCGCCCCCGCCGGCCUAUGAGUCCAUCAUCAAGGCAUUUCCCGAUUCCUGAGUCUGGACGUUAGUUGUUUUUAAUUCUUUUUUUUUUUUUAAAUUUUGUCUCUUUUAGAAAGGAAACGAUAUAUAGGGUAAACAGAAUUUUUGAGGUCAUGGCACUAAUGAUUGAUUUCCUAAGUUGGUAGUUUGUGAAAGCUGAACAUUACCCUGUAAGGCAAAGCUUCUUUUAAACACAGUUUUCUCGCUGAUGUCCCAUAAAAGUAUUUUUUUCUCAAAAAGUUCUAUAUUUAUGUAUUUUGAAUUGAGUGUGAGGCACUGAGUUAAAGAUACUGAUUAAAGAUUCUAACAUACAAAUCAUACAUAUUUAUAUGUUUUUGGUUAAAAAGACUUUAGAUGUUUGUUGUUCCGGGUUGCAGUCCCCCUUCACUUUCCCGCGUGACUGCCGACAGACAAAAGUCACUAAAUGAAGGAACUUUAAUGUUAUUCUCUGAGUAGUGAGUGACUCAGUAGCAUCCUAAGGAUCUUAGAGAUCUUGAAGCUCUCGUGAUGUGUGUACAAAAUCCCGUGAUUCUACUCAGUUAUGAAUGAGAAUCCAGCAAAAUAGCUAAGCCCCACUGGUGUUGUAAGAUGGUUCAGUUUGGACAUUUCACUGGUUUUUUUUUUUCCCCAAGACGGACUCAUUUUGUAGUUCCUGGACUUAAUAACAUGAGGAUUUAACAUGGUCAUUGUAGUUAUUACCAAAGCAACAGCACCUCCAAUUCUUUUGUCCUAAGCAGAAGUUUUUAUUUCACAUCAAAUUAUGUUUUUCUUUCUUGGAAUUGAAUCUCGUGGCUAAGAAAGCACUUUAUCUAGAGUAGUGUGGUGUGGGAAGCCUAGCCUGUGGGUCAUGACUCUUUUGGGGGUCAAAUGGCCCUUUUACAGUUACUGCAUAAGACCAUCCAAAACCACAGAUAUUUACACUAUAAUUCAUGACAGUAGCAAAAUUACAGUUAUGAAGUAGCAACAAAAAUAAUUUUGUAGCAUGAAGAACUGUAUAAAAGGGUCACAGUGCUGUUAGGAAGCUUGAGGACCACUGCUCUAAGGGGGAACUUCCCUCUUAAUUCUCUGGUCAAAUAAAGAUUGUUCUACAGAGAGAGAGAGAGACAGUCCACAGUGGAAACAUGCUGCCUCUCUGAAAAGCAGUUCCUCCUGGUCACCUCAGCCCCCAGGUACCAUGCCCCGGGUGAUGCUCUAUGAAUUCUGUCUCCCCUCCACUAAAGUCUUUACAAGGUGACUAAUCCAGGCCCAAUGGUCAUUGUAUCAGACAUCAAGAGGUAGAGGCUUCUUUAAUCUGGGAACCAGAGACUUUCAUUGCGCCAAGGAUAGGAAUUCACUGGGAGAUUAUUCAGAAGCUGAUCCAUCAAAUAUUUAGCUUGUGUUGUUGUUUAUUCUUCUGUAGAUUUGGGUUUGUGCUGAUACCCACUGGUGCCAGCUAGUGGUGUCUGAUCAUACCUCAAGAAUAUAACUAUUUGCGUAAAAGAUACCCUAAAGAAUAUCUUUAUGAGUUUCAUAUAAUUGGGACUAUGCAUUGUUCCCCGAGAGAAAUUAUUCUUCAAAUUAUCUACCCAAAUACCCUGUAAUUAAAUACGAAAGAGAAGAUGGAAGGAAAAAAAGCACUCAAAACAACAAGCUGUGAGGAGAGCCGAUGUAUUGGCAGCUGACUUUUUUACUAAGGAAAAUGUAAAAGCUGUAACAUAGCCCUGGUGAGACUGUGCGAAAGCACCAGCUGAGCAACAAGGCUAAUUUUAGGUUGCGUGUCAUCCUCAGUGUUUAACAUGAGGAUAAAAGAAGGCAUGGUUUUUAUCAAUGAUUUAAACUACGAAUGAAAACUGUUCCCAUCUCCCAAGGGAAGGAAAUGAGAGCAGAAGUCCUCUGGCUCAUUUGGCAGAACACCUGCUAAUUAAGCCCCAGUUAUAAAAUGACCAAUAGGAGUAUUUUAUAAAUAUUGUGAAUUGUAUGAAAUGUGAAGUUAAAACCAAAGCUGGAGAUGUUUUUAGUUGUAAUUGUUUUAUUUGAAAUGUUUUAUCAAUUGUGAAAUAAAACUGAUAAUCAAUUUCAA